CGCUGAGAAAAUAUCUACACCAAUUGUGACAACGCAUAGAAAUGGAUUUGGACUCGGCCUCGAGGAGCGCGGCGGCCAUCUCAAAGAAGCGCACGCGGAUUCUGCUCUCGUGCGCGCCAUGCCGAAACUCCAAGCUCAAGUGUGACCGCGGGCAGCCAUGCGGGCAGUGCGCCAAAAAGGGCCGGCUGGAUUUGUGUGUCUAUGCGCCAAAGCCGGAGAAGAAGAGGCCGGCGGCAAAGGGCGUUGCGGCUCGACUCAAGAGGCUGGAGGGCAUGGUUCGGGAGAUGAUGGACGAUGAGGGCGGCCCCAAGCCUCAGGCGAAUCAAGAUGCGGGCGAGCCUGUUGCGCCGCAGGUCAAGGGGCAAGUCGUUCACGGAGACCAUGCGACGACUUAUAUAGGCGCGACUCACUGUUUGGCGAUGCUCGAAGAUAUUGAGGAUAUCAAAGCCUAUUUUGACGACCCCGGCGAGUCGGAAGAGGAGUUUGGGCCGGGCGACGAGCUGGAAGGGCCAGAGAUGCUUCUGUACUCGAGAGGAGCGCCGCGCAAUCGACAAGAGCUUCUCGCUCAGCUGCCCGAACGGCAUGUGGUGGAUCGGCUGGUUACGCGAUACUUUUCAUCCAAAAGCCCAUCUCAGCAUAUCAUUCACCGCCCGACAUUUACAAGAGAUUACGUGCAAUUCUGGCAAAAUCCCAACCAAGCCUCGCUUCACUGGAUAGCCCUCCUAUUUGCGGUCCUCACCAUGGGCGUGUUUUUUAACAACUUUUCCGCGCCCGACGAGGUCGAAGGGGAUUCUCCAUUCUCUAUAAAGGACAGAAUCAGGCAGUACCGCUCAGCUGCGGGAUGGGCGUUGAUAGCGGGCAAAUACUCCCAGCCAACGGCCGUGACGAUCCCCGCCUUUAUUCUCUACGUCGAGGCCGACUUUGUCCUCAACCGGGCGGCUCAGAUGAACUGCUACAUCCUGUCGGGCGUCUGCCUGCGGCUGAUGCUCAAGAUGGGCUUCCACCGAGACCCGUCCCUCCUCGCCAACAUCUCCCCCUUUGAAGGCGAGAUGCGCCGGCGGCAGUGGAACAUGGCUGUCCAGAUCGACCUCCUCGUCUCUUUUCACAUGGGACUGCCGAGCAUGCUUGGUGGGAUCGAGGCCGACACAGAGUUGCCUCGCAACCUAGAGGACGACGACUUUGAUGAUGGCUGCAAGGAGCUACCAACACCACGACCCGACUCGGUCUACUCAACCAUGACUUAUGCCAUUCACAAGUCCAGGCUCCUCCGGGUGUUCAGGAAAAUCGCCCAACAAGCCCAUUCGCUAACGCCGCCGAGCUACAGCGAAGUGCUACAACUAGACAACCUCCUCAAGGAAGCCUGGAACAGCGUCCCCUCAUUCAUGUACGUCAAGCCACUGGAAGAGUGCAUCGGCGAGGAGCCCCACCAGAUCAUCCAGCGAUACGGACUCGCCUCCCUAUACCACAAGUGCCGCUGCGUCCUGCAUCGCCGCUAUCUCGCCGAAGCCGUGCCAAAGCCCGAGCACGACUACUCGCGGAACCAAUGCCUGGAUGCCGCCAUAACACUACUGGGCUUUCAGUAUUCCUCUUGGCUGGGAACCCGGCCUGGAAACGUCCUCGGCCGCUCUGGCUGGUUCAUGACCUCGCUGGCGGUGCAUGAUUUUAUGCUAGCGGCCAUGAUAUUGUAUCUCACCAUUCAGAAUGAAAGCUACUCGGACGACGGCAAUGGCUUCGGCACGGCAGGCAGGCAGAGGGAUUCGCCGUCCAAGGACGAGCUGAUUGACAUGAUUCAACAAUCGUAUGACAUUAGCCGUCAGGUAUUCAAUAAAUUGACGGAUCUAAAGAAGACGGCGGAUACGCUGGCCGUCAUGCUGGCCAAAGUUGGGAGACCAGUCAACAGCAGCGCCUCAGCUCCAUCAAGUACGCAUCCAAGUGGAGGGGAAUCGUCCCGGUCAGCAUCCAGCCAUGCAAUAUCAUCCUCUCUGGACGUAACUGGAAAUGUGUCUGACUAUGCAACCACUAUAUAUACUAACAAGGGGGGACGUCUAGAUUCCUCCUCAAGCUCUGGGCCAACUCCAUUCGCCCAAGGACACCCAGCCACCACUGCCGCCAAUACGUCAACCAUUCUUAGUAACGGCAAUGCGCCAAUGGCACCUAACAUUGACCAAUUUGACAUGUCGUGGAUGUUAUCUGCGAAUAACGUAGACUGGAGACACCUUGAUGCUUCCCUCGCCCAAAAUGUGGUGGGCGACUCGGGAUCCGACGCUGCUCAGACGUGGGCGGAGAGGCUACAGCUCGAUGAUGUGGAUAUGAUAACCACUGAUCUUUGGAGUAUGCCUUCAGGAGGGCGAAGCCAAGGAAUUUAGCACCAUGGGGGAAAGGGCAUAUAAUGACAUGUUAAUAAUUAUGACGAACCAAGGCGCUCGCUGCUACCAUAUAUUUCCUCAAAGGGAUGAUAUUUGGAUAAUUAUUAGUAAUGAGGAUCCAUUACGCG
Trichoderma atroviride IMI 206040 is the source of this 2494-nucleotide messenger RNA. The record is from RefSeq and is a predicted model, not a curated record. NCBI's taxonomy places the organism in Eukaryota, Fungi, Ascomycota, Sordariomycetes, Hypocreales, Hypocreaceae.